AUGAGGUGCCUCCAGGUUGUUGGGAAAAUACAGUAAUCGAAAAAUCAAUUAAGAAAUCGGAAGAAAAUCGAAGAAAAAUUGGGAAAAAUCUAAAAAUUCUUUUAAAGGUCGUGUACUUUACCUGCUUACCAUCAAAAGCUUGCAGGACAUAGAGGAGGCCUAGUUAUUAAUCGAUCAAUAGUAUAUAUAUCAGUGGUAUAUACAUAUAUCAGCUCCAUUGAUCAAUAGUGUAAUAGUCAAUACAUCUAUGAUAGUGCUCAGUGUGAAGUCUGAAUUCGUAGGCUCAAGAAGUGUACGGUACGUGGUCAGUAGCUUUGUUCAGCAGGGUUUUUUAUUUCUUGCUUUCAUUUUGUGUUAUCAUAAUCUGAAAUACCAUGUCACGCAUUGCAGUGGUAACUGGAGGAAAUAAGGGUAUAGGUUUUGCCAUCGUCAAAGGUCUCUCCAAGCAGUUUGAUGGGAUAGUUUACUUAACUGCCCGAAACACAGAGCUUGGAAAUGCUGCUGUAGAAGAGCUGAAGAAUACUGGUCAUCAUGUGAAAUUCCAUCAACUUGAUGUUACAGAUGAUACCAGUGUUGAGAUUUUCAAGAAAUACAUCAUAGAUACUCAUGGAGGAAUAGACAUCCUCGUGAACAAUGCUGCUAUUGCUUUCAAGACUACUGCGACAGAACCGUUCGAAGUACAAGCAGCUGAAACGAUUAGAGUCAACUAUUUUGGCUUGUUGAGAGUCUCCAAAGCCCUUUUCCCUCUGCUCAAACCUCAUGCUAGGGUGGUACAAAUUUCUAGUAGCGCAGGCCACCUUGUCCAGAUACCAGGAACAGAUCUAAAAGCUCAGUUCUCCGACCCAGGACUCACAGAGGCACAGCUGACCCAGUUAAUGAAUCAAUUUGUUGAAGCUGCAAAAACGGGUUCGCACAAAGCUGCAGGUUGGCCAAAUAGCGCUUAUAUGGCGAGCAAAGUUGGAGUUUCCGCUCUAACUCGUAUUCAACAAAGAGAAUUGGACGCAGAUCCAAGAGAAGAUAUCGCUGUGAACUCUGUGCAUCCAGGAUACGUGGACACUGAUAUGACGAGUCACAAGGGACCACUCACCCCCGACAGAGGAGCAGAAGCUCCGAUUUAUCUUGCAUUAUUGCCCAAAGAUACUCAAAUCAAAGGGAAAUAUGUCUGGCACGAUAAAACUCUCGUCGAUUGGGUCAAAGACGAAUUGCCAGCUCCCUAUUAGUCACCGAUCAUAUUAUUUUGACUAAACUCAGCAACUUUUUCAAUGUUCUUUUCACAUAUAACAUAUUCCAGAGGGUGAGGGUAGCUUGAAUAUCUUGCAAUAUUGUAAACUUGUAUGUAAAAUUGUGCAAUCAAUUACAAUCUAUUCAAUGGUUA
Molecule: messenger RNA, 1375 nt
Organism: Athalia rosae (coleseed sawfly)
Lineage: Eukaryota; Metazoa; Arthropoda; Insecta; Hymenoptera; Athaliidae
Product: carbonyl reductase [NADPH] 1-like
Exons: 4
Coding region: 375-1220 (281 amino acids)
Molecular function (GO): carbonyl reductase (NADPH) activity
Source: RefSeq, a predicted model, not a curated record